Molecule: messenger RNA, 588 nt
Organism: Oikopleura dioica
Lineage: Eukaryota; Metazoa; Chordata; Appendicularia; Copelata; Oikopleuridae
Source: the annotation of a GenBank genome assembly
AUGCACAGCUGUAACAAUGCCAGCUACAGGCCAAAAAGAACGUUUCGAAAGAAGACGGAAAAGGCAACGAUAAUGUCGAAAAUUGACGAAAAAACAAAGAUCGUUAUUACAGAGGCUCUGACAAAAAUCGAAACGAGACUUGCGCCUAAAGGCCUGCAUGUUCUAGUUGGAGUCGGCCAUUUGGAGUGGUUCGAAGAUCCAGCGAUUCUUGAUGUUCCUUUGUGUCUUAGAGGAGAGGUCUUUAACCCAGAUCAUUUAUCGCAUUCAAAGAUUGCUGCUCUGAAGAACCAGGAAAACGAAAUCCUCUUCAUCAUGCGAAAAGUCCAAAUAAUCCCGAACCUCAUUCACGGAAGAGCCUUCGAAGUCCAAGAUGCCCAAGGAGCACCUGUCUGUCGAAUUCGUGGGCCUGUCCUUAGUUUUCCCUGCCACAACCGCCUGAGCUUCCCAAUUCUCUCCAUGGAAAAAUUCGGCAUUGGAACAAUUUCUAAAUUCGACAAUCUACACUUAAAACUUCCAAGUACUCUAAAUGUGGAACACAAAGCUCUUCUCAUCGCUGCUGCUAUGCUCUUUGAUGAUUUAUUCUUUUAA